AGAGAGAUAUGAUUGUUGAACCAAAUUCAGAUUUUCCACAUCUCUGUAAUAUAUUCCACGUUGAUGUGCUGACAAAUGAGUUGUCAUUUUGUCACAACAUAACCUUUUCUCUGUUUGUUUUCUAUUUGGCUAUGUUACACACUUAAGAGACUUGUUUUACUUUUUCACCAGUUUUUCUUGCUCCAGCAGCCCCUCCUCAAAACAAAGGAAGAAGAUGGAUUUGAUAACUAAUGUGAGUGAGUAUGAAGCAAUUGCAAAACAAAAAUUGCCAAAGAUGGUUUAUGACUACUAUGCAUCAGGGGCAGAAGAUGAAUGGACAUUGAAAGAAAACCGAAACGCGUUUUCAAGGAUUCUGUUCAGGCCGCGAAUUCUUAGGGAUGUAAGCAAUAUAGACUUGACAACAAAUGUAUUAGGCUUUGAUAUAUCAAUGCCUAUCAUGAUUGCUCCUACAGCUAUGCAAAAGAUGGCUCACCCUGAAGGAGAAAAUGCUACUGCUAGGGCAGCAUCAGCUGCUGGCACAAUCAUGGUACUAUCCUCAAGGGCUACUUGCAGUGUUGAGGAGGUUGCUUCAACUGGACCCGGCAUUCGCUUUUUUCAACUCUACUAAUGAUCUCAAUUAUCUUAGGUACUUAAAGACAGAAAUGUGGUUACUCAGCUUGUGAGAAGAGCUGAAUCUGCCGGUUUCAAAGCAAUUGCGCUUACAGUUGACACUCCACUUCUUGGUCGUAGGGAAGCUGAUA
Messenger RNA from Vicia villosa (hairy vetch), 740 nucleotides. RefSeq names its product glycolate oxidase-like. Gene Ontology annotation, cellular component: peroxisome. Lineage: Eukaryota; Viridiplantae; Streptophyta; Magnoliopsida; Fabales; Fabaceae. Bases 215 to 607 code for a protein of 130 amino acids. The transcript has 6 exons. Gene Ontology annotation, molecular function: oxidoreductase activity. The record is from RefSeq and is a predicted model, not a curated record.